Molecule: messenger RNA, 5025 nt
Organism: Odocoileus virginianus texanus
Lineage: Eukaryota; Metazoa; Chordata; Mammalia; Artiodactyla; Cervidae
Source: RefSeq, a predicted model, not a curated record
CAGAAGCAGUUUUGUAACAAAUUCAAUAAAGACUUAUAAAAUUGUCCACAUUCAAAAAUAGUCUUUAAAAAGAAUACACGAAAAAGCCAAAGUUGCUCUGUUAGUUACAGGUGGCUUCCCACCUUGCCCUUUUCUGAGCUUCCUUUAAUGUUAUAACAUUAACAAUAUUUCAAUGAUAAUAAUAAAUUAGAACAAAUUGUAGUAAAGAUAUUAACCAUCUUUUAAAAGCCAAGGAGUUUUGAGGAAAGAAUAGGGUAAUUAGCAAGAGGACUAUUGGCAUCAAAUCAGAGGGAUUAAAAUAAUGAAGAGGUUGGUGGGGUUUGGGGAGGUGAGGAGAGGAGGAGGAAGCACCAGAAAUCUGGUUUUAUGGUCAUAGAAGCCUCAGAUGUGAAGGGGAUAUGAAUCAGUUCAUUGGGCCUGGGCAGUUCUGGGUACCCAAAGCACAUUCCUAAGGAUUAGUGAAGCAAAACCAUGUCAAAGAACUUGAUAUUUGAAAUUUCAAGCAAGCAUCAAGGAAGUCAUCAUGGAGGUGGGGUUGGGAUGAGAACUUUGCUGGACUUCCUUGUAGGUAUUUUAUGAUUUUUUCAUGCUUUUAUUUUGAAUUGGAUGGUGAGGGAGAUACUGUAGCCUCUUCUGUGGUUGAAGUCUCUGAAGGGUUGCAUCUGACCCUGGGCUGGAGUCUUGCUCAGUCAGCUACAAGUCAGUCCAUCACUUGUGAAUGCCAGUUGUGUUCAUUCUCAGGCCAGCAAAUUGCAUGAGGGUUGUUUGGUGCAGCGCCUGAAUAGUUAACAGACCUCCUCAAAGCACCCCAUUUACAGCCACAGGGACCAACUCCCUCAGCUAGGGAGGCUCAUAGUUCUGAGGCUGUCUCCAGACACUCACUCAGUUUUAAUAAUGAGACUGUUUACCUGGUACCAGGCAUAGCAUCUCAGCUUGCUAUGAUGCUGAAAACCCCAGGAGGGAAAAACCAAGGCCAGAGUUGGCUGAGUGAGUCCCCAAGGUCAUAGUCAUGGCAAAAGGUGGAAUCAGCUCCCUGCUGGAGUGUGCAAAAACCAUGGAGGGUAGGGGGGCAGUCCCCCGAGCCUCCUCGCAGGCAGGGGAGAUGCUCCAGAGCCUACCUUUGGAAGAAGAGGAAGGGACAGACUCAGAAGAGAAAGAGGACGGUUCUAUAGAAGAUUCAAAAGAAAUCAACACCAUGGCUUUUGUGAGAGAGAACACUGGGGCGCAAAAGGGACUUCAGAGUGCCCAUUCGCAAGGCAAGAAGAAGAGGAAGAAAAAGAGAUUGGUGAUCAAUCUAUCCAGCUGCCGAUAUGAGAGUGUGCGUAGGGCCGCCCAACAGUAUGGCCUUCGAGAGGGAGGAGAAAGUGAUGACUGGACGCUCUACUGGACUGACUUCUCAGUGUCACUGGAACGGGUGAUGGAAAUGAAAAGUUACCAGAAAAUCAAUCACUUCCCAGGGAUGAGUGAAAUCUGCCGCAAGGACUUGCUGGCCAGGAAUAUGAGCCGCAUGUUGAAGAUGUUCCCGAAAGAUUUCCACUUUUUCCCGAGGACCUGGUGUCUUCCUGCUGACUGGGGAGAUUUGCAGAACUACAGCAGGUCAAGAAAAAAUAAGACUUACAUCUGUAAGCCGGAUUCGGGCUGCCAAGGGAAAGGUAUAUUCAUCACCCGAACAGUGAAAGAAAUCAAACCAGGGGAGGAUAUGAUCUGUCAGCUCUAUAUCUCAAAGCCCUUUAUCAUUGACGGGUUCAAGUUCGACUUACGGAUUUAUGUGCUCAUGACAUCCUGUGACCCCCUCAGGAUUUUUGUAUACAAUGAAGGACUGGCACGCUUCGCCACCACCUCUUACUCCCAUCCCUGCACAGACAACCUGGAUGAUAUCUGCAUGCACCUGACUAAUUAUUCCAUUAAUAAGCACAGUGCCAAUUUCCUUCAAGAUGCUCACUCUGGCAGCAAGAGGAAGCUCUCCACCUUCAACAUGUACAUGGAGAGCCAUGGCUACAACGUGGCGCAGAUCUGGAGAGACGUUGAGGACGUUAUUAUCAAGACGAUCAUCUCGGCCUACCCCAUCAUCAAGCAUAACUACCACACCUGCUUUCCCCACCACACACUCAACAGCGCCUGCUUUGAAAUCCUGGGCUUUGACAUUUUGUUAGAUCACAAACUCAAGCCCUGGCUGCUGGAGGUAAACCACUCUCCGAGCUUCUCCACUGACUCCUGGUUGGAUAAAGAGGUAAAGGAUAGCCUGCUGUAUGAUACUCUGGUCCUGAUCAACCUGAGAAGCUGUGACAAAAAGAAGGUCUUGGAGGAGGAGAGACAGCGGGGGCAGUUCCUACAGCAGUGUCGUUCUCGGGAGACCAGGAAAGAGGAAGUCAAGGGCUUUCAGGCCGUGCGUGUAGAGAAAACUGAGAAGUAUGAAAAGGAAAACUGUGGAGGGUUCCGCCUGAUUUAUCCCAGUGUGAACUCGGAGAAGUAUGAGAAGUUUUUCCAGGACAACAACUCCCUCUUCCAGAAUACAGUUACCUCCAGGGCUCGGGAGGUCUAUGCCCGGCGGCUGAUCCAGGAGCUGAGACUGAAACAAGAGAAAAAAUGCUUGCAAAUGAAACAGAAGAGGGUAGAGAUGCAUGGGGAAUCGGCAGGCGAGCAAGCGAGAGGCAAGAGCUGGCAGAGCUGGCGACAGAAACAACAGCAGAAAUGCAAGACUGCCCCCAACCAGACCUCCAAACAAUAUCUCCAGCCAUUGACAUUGGUGUCCGGCACACCUGACUUGCUCUCGAGUGUCAGACACACAGAGAAAAAUGAAGCAGAUAGCAGCCUUGACCAGGAGGCCCCCAAAGAGGAGGCUGAUCCAGCACCCUGUAAGCCUUCAUCUUCAAGGCCUUACAGCUCUGUACCUGACUUGAGGAAUUCAGGUCUUCUCAGCUGCUCCAGGCCAGAGCUCAGUAAACCCAUCUCCAAAAUGAAGGAAGCCAAGUCUACCUCUGCAGUGAACACGAUCACCAACACUGUGCCUCUAACUUCAGUAGAAGCCUUCCCAGAAUCUACCACCCUGGUCUCAGACACCCCUGAACGUCUGCUGAAUGUGACUGUGACAGCCAGCUCUGAGUGUAGCAGCCCAAAGAUGGACAGGGUGGCCUCCUUUAAAUGCAAGCCACAGCAGGUGCCUUGGCACCUCAUCCCAGAAAAAGUAUCAAACAGUUUUCUGCCUACAAAAUCCCAGAGCUUCUCGUGGAGUCCGAACCCAAGCUGGACUUUGCUAAAGAAUGGCCGGAAGAAGCAGCAUCCCAUGUCAGAGCUGUUCACCAAGGUUCAACUGAGAGAGAAGCUGUCUUUGUUCCCAGCUCACUACAACCCAAAGCUGGUGCUGAGUGACCAGUCACAAAACCCCUCCCUGCCCCGGGAGUCCUACUUUUGCAGCCGAAGCUCUGGCGAGAAGAGGCAGCUGGAUGUGCCCUCCUUCCUCUUCUUACAGAAUUCUCACGGCCUUGAUGUUUCCCUGAAAGACCUGCUGGUGGUUGCCACUCCAGCCCGACUGGACCCAAGGCCUGGCAGAAGCCAUACAGGUGCUUUGAAAGACCUGUGUAUGCAAGAUCAGGAAGCAUACAGUCACUGCCUGAUCUCUGGUCAAAGAGGAUGUGAGAGGAACUAGAGUCAGACUGGAUUUCUGCCAUUUCUUCCUCUCACUCCCAGGAAAUGAUUUGUCUCUUCCUAUAGUGUCUACGAUGCCUGCAGAAGCAACUGAAAGUUUUAUUUCCUCAUCUAGAGAGCCUGGUCUUAUGACUACCUCCCAUUAGCACUACUGAGGCUAACAGCCUUGCCUUUUGUCCCGCCCCCCAGUUAGCUUACAGUACUGGAGGACCAUGACUUCUGGGAGUUUUGGGUGCUGCCCCAGGACACGUCCCAUUUGCCCCACCAGUGGCGUUCUUACGGGUCCCUCACAUGGCACUGCUAUCCAGGAUACUCCCAAGGAUAGAGCAACUUGAAGGAAGGAGUUGCGAGGAAGGACUCCCAGCUUCCAGAAGUCCGGAGCCCUCAGGGCACCAACAGGCCAGUGUCAGUUGGUCUCCAACUCCAGAGAGAAAAGACCAAGAGCUAGGCGUGAUGGAGAACUCUGAGCCCUAAGUAAAGGAAUCAGGACAGUUGUAGCUUCAUCAGGUAAAGACCAGACCUCCUCUUAUACUAGCAGCUCUGUGCCCAAGUAUCUUCCGGCUGCCUUCCCUACCAUCCUAACUCAAAUUGCCUUUUCUGAUGCCACUGUCACUAUCAGGCUGCCAUAGGUCAUAGUCUGACCCAGACAAAAGAUGUAAGACUUGCUGAAAUGGGACUUCCUAGAAGCUCUGUGUCUUUCCCUCUUCCUCCCUAGUCACCAACCCCAGCCAGUCAAGGUUCCUGAGCUGAUAAAAUGGGAGUCUCUUAAGGUGAAGUCAGAAUUAUUUGUCUUCCUAAGGGACAAUUUGGUGCCAGCACUUUUGAACCUAACGACAGGGUCACCUUCAUGGUCAUGCAGUCUAUGCAGUCACACAGGGCUCUACACUAGGAGGGCCUUGCGUCUGGUUUAAUGCUGUUACCAUCUCGAAAUUCUGAUUAGUUUGUGAACGAGGAGUCUUGUAUUUUCAUUUUUGCACUGGGCCCACCAAAUUAGGCAGCUGACCCUGCCUAGAGGCUGUAAUGGCUCCGGGUUGUCCAAAGGCAAAACUAUUAAUAGUAGGAUGCUUUCCUAGCCCUGCCUGCCUCGCGCUUGUUCAGCCAUGGAGCUAUGCGGAGCAAUUGUCUGCUGAAUGCUUAUGGGCGACAAAAAAUGCUUAUGGCAGUCCCUGCCCCCAUGGAGUGUGCGGUGGGGUAAGAUGGGUCCCCGGAUACCUAGUCGGGUUUAAGUUCCACUAAAGAAGAGCAUCGGUGGAUGAGAAGGGAAUGCCCUCACACCUAGUUGUGAGGAUUAAGUCUGCUUCAUUAGGAGAGGUGAUAUUUGAGGUGACAGAAAAAGAUAAAUGGAUUUUUUAAUUAAAACUUUUAAUGUAAAAAAUUUCA